This is a messenger RNA of Cucumis melo (muskmelon), 482 nucleotides long. Its product is annotated as high mobility group B protein 15-like. Bases 229 to 471 code for a protein of 80 amino acids. Gene Ontology annotation, molecular function: DNA binding. The transcript is spliced from 3 exons. The record is from RefSeq and is a predicted model, not a curated record. NCBI's taxonomy places the organism in Eukaryota, Viridiplantae, Streptophyta, Magnoliopsida, Cucurbitales, Cucurbitaceae.
GACUUUCUUCGCCUUUUCCCUGGUUUCCUGCUCUGGUAUUUAUGGUAUCUCUCUGUAUCCCAGUUCUUAGUUUCUUAUUUGGAUAAUGAUUCUGAAAGGGGUGGGGGUAUUUGUCGCUGUGAACUUCUGUUGUUUUUGCCCAUUAAUGACUAUUUGUUUGCAAUGCAGCUGGUUCAACCUUUUAUUUCUGUGUUCUUGUCUUCUUUAAAAUUUAUAUGACAAAUUUAUAUGACAGCCUUGGAAAAGCUCCACUCCCUCAUGGGAACUAAGUUCAUGAUCCCCAUUAUUGGUGGGAAAGAACUAGACCUGCAUCGGCUUUUUGUGGAGGUUACUUCUCGUGGUGGGAUUGAGAAGAGGGUUGGUGUACUGCAAAUCAGGGCCUUACCAAAAGCUGUCAUAGCAGUGAUUGUUGUUGCUGCCCAUCAAGGAUUUAGUCUACAUCUAUGCCGGAAGAAUUUAGUCUACAUCUAAUCCCAAAAGAA